UCUCUCUCUCUCUCUCUCUCUAACAUAGUGGCCUCCAUUAAUGGCGACCAACAUAUUCACUCAAAGCCCUAACUACUCUCCAUUUCUCAUUGGAGAAAAAAUUCCUCAACAGAAACACAAUCUUGGCCACAUCUCUCUCUCAGACAAAACCUCUAAUAAAAAGCUUGUAAUCUCUUCUUCUAUAAUGGCCCCUCCGAUUCCAUCUUCUUCUCCACUCUCUCCUCCUUCUUCUUCUUCUAUGGUGGCUCAUCUUCCUCGAGCACCACCAGCAUCAUCUCUGCCGUUGUCUCGAGUAUGGAGAGAGAUACAAGGAAGCAAUAACUGGGAAAAUCUAAUUGACCCUCUAAGCCCUAUUCUCCAACAAGAGAUCACUCGCUACGGGAACUUACUCUCCGCUUCUUACAAAGGUUUUGAUCUAAACCCUAGCUCCAAACGUUACUUGAACUGCAAGUAUGGCAAGAAAAGCCUGCUUAAAGAAUCCGGAAUCUAUGACCCUGAUGGCUACCAAGUCACCAAGUACAUCUACGCCACGCCAGACAUCAACAUCAACCCUAUCCAGAACGAGCCUAAUCGCGCACGUUGGAUAGGGUACGUAGCGGUUUCCUCUGAUGACUCGGUGAAACGUUUGGGGAGGAGGGAUAUUGUGGUGACGUUUCGUGGGACUGUGACCAACCCUGAGUGGAUGGCUAACCUAAUGAGCUCCUUAACUCCAGCUAGGCUUGACCCUCAUAACCCUCGUCCUGAUGUCAAGGUUGAAUCUGGCUUCUUGAGUUUAUACACAUCCAGCGAGAGUGAAAGCAAGUUCGGGCUAGAAAGCUGUCGUGAGCAGCUUCUCUCCGAGAUAUCGAGGCUUGUCAACAAGUACAAAGACGAGGACAUGAGCAUAACGCUUGCGGGGCAUAGUAUGGGGAGCUCUCUAGCUCUCCUUCUAGCUUACGACAUAGCAGAACUCGGCUUGAACAAGAGAAGAGGCGAAAAAGAUGUUCCGGUAACUGUAUUCUCAUUCGCGGGUCCAAGGGUUGGUAACUUGGGGUUUAAGAAAAGAUGUGAGGAGUUAGGAGUUAAAGUCUUGAGGAUCACUAAUGUAAAUGAUCCGAUCACGAAACUCCCUGGUUUCUUGUUCAACGAGAAUUUUAGGGCGUUAGGUGGAGUUUACGAGCUUCCUUGGAGCUGUUCUUGCUACACUCACGUGGGAGUUGAACUCACGCUCGAUUUCUUCGACGUUCAAAACAUUUCUUGUGUCCACGACCUCGACACUUACAUCAGUUUAGUGAACCGUCCGAGAAGCUCAAAGUCUACGGUUGCAGAAGACAAUUUUGGUAGCAACUUUUUCAACAAAACAAGUCAGAUGAUGUUCCCUAAAGGACAACGUCGAGCGUUGCGGUUAAGAAACGCAGCGACCAAAGCGGCGUAUCUAAUUGGGUCUGUAUCCAAUCAUAUGAUGUAUUGUAAUAUAUUUUAG
Messenger RNA from Brassica oleracea var. oleracea, 1462 nucleotides. Its product is annotated as galactolipase DONGLE, chloroplastic. Gene Ontology annotation, cellular component: chloroplast. The transcript has a single exon. Gene Ontology annotation, biological process: jasmonic acid biosynthetic process. Lineage: Eukaryota; Viridiplantae; Streptophyta; Magnoliopsida; Brassicales; Brassicaceae. The record is from RefSeq and is a predicted model, not a curated record. Gene Ontology annotation, molecular function: glycerophospholipid phospholipase A1 activity. Bases 41 to 1462 code for a protein of 473 amino acids.